Molecule: messenger RNA, 2571 nt
Organism: Schizosaccharomyces octosporus yFS286
Lineage: Eukaryota; Fungi; Ascomycota; Schizosaccharomycetes; Schizosaccharomycetales; Schizosaccharomycetaceae
Product: WD repeat protein Lub1
Exons: 3
Coding region: 67-2235 (722 amino acids)
Biological process (GO): proteasome-mediated ubiquitin-dependent protein catabolic process; ubiquitin recycling
Cellular component (GO): cytoplasm; nucleus
Molecular function (GO): ubiquitin binding
Source: RefSeq, a predicted model, not a curated record
UGGAUUACGAAGGAAGUCAUCUUGAAUUUAACAGCAUUCAAAGCGAUUAAUUAGAAAGACAAAAGUAUGGUUUCCUACUUUCUUUCAAAAGAACUACUAGGACAUGAUCAAGAUGUUCGAGGAGUAUGUUCAGUCUCAGAUGAAUUAAUAGGGUCCGCUUCAAGAGACGGAAAAUAUGGUAUAUGGAAAAAAAAUGGUGAGAAUUGGAUCCCUCAAUUCUAUGAGUUUCACGAGGGAUUCGUCAAUUCCAUAUGCUAUGUCCCCCCAAGUGAUUCUAAAACAAAAGGAUUUCUUUUCUCUGGAGGACAAGAUUGUUCAGGUAUUCUUCAGGAAAUCCAAGGCGAGUCUCCUGCUUACUAUCUAUUCGGGCACGAAUCCAAUGUAUGCUCAGUUCAUGCACUUGAUAGCACUACCAUCAUCACAGGAAGUUGGGACUCGACAGCACGUGUGUGGUCGUACGGACAAUGCAGACUUGUCUUACGAGGACAUGAAUCUUCGGUUUGGGCUGUCUUGGCUUUAGGAGAGGAUUCUUUUGUCACUGGUUCUGCUGAUAAAACGAUCAAAAUUUGGAAGGGCGAUAAAGUAGUGAAGUCGUUUGUGGCACACGUCGACUGUGUGCGAUCAAUUUGCAAAAUUCCCCAAGGUUUCGCCUCUUGUUCAAAUGAUGGUAUUAUAAAACUGUGGUCUUUAGAUGGACAUCUUUUACAAGAAUUACACGGACACACUUCGUUCGUUUAUUCACUUACAUACGUACCUUCACUAGAUUUAUUGGCUUCCUGUGGUGAAGACAAGUCUGUACGCGUUUGGAAGGAUUCUAAAUGCAUUCAACGUAUUGCCUUACCAACUACAAGCAUAUGGUCUGUUGCUGCUCUUCCAAAUGGGGAUAUUACCUGUGGAUCGAGCGACGGUGCUGUGCGAAUUUUCACUAUUGAUAAAGAACGAAUGGCUCCUGAGGAAGAGUUGAAAAAUUUCGAGCGUCGAGUGAGUGAAUACGCAAUUUCUACUCAAGAAGUGGGUGAUGUGAAGAAGGGCUCUUUACCUGGUCCGGAAGUAUUGGCGACUCCUGGUAAACAUGAAGGAGACGUGAUCAUGGUUAGAGUAAAUAAUGAUGUCGAAGCUUAUCAAUGGUCCCAAGUUGAAAAUGACUGGAAAAAGGUUGGACAAGUUGUUGAUGCUGUUGGAAGCAAUCGUAAACAACUGUAUAACGGUCAAGAGUAUGAUUACGUGUUUGAUGUUGAUGUAGCCGAGGGACAAGCUCCUUUAAAAUUACCAUAUAAUGUAACAGAAAAUCCUUUUCAAGCUGCUAUUCGAUUUUUGGAAACGAAUCACUUACCGACGUCGUAUACUGAUGAGGUAGUCCAAUUUAUUCAAAAAAAUACCGAAGGACAUACAUUUGAUACAUCGUCAGCAUCCCAAACCACGAACUCAUCUACUUCCAAGAAAGAUGUAACAAUAUUUCCAGUUGGUUAUCUUCUAUUUACUACUGCAAACGUGUCUGCUAUGUGUAAACGAUUGCUUAGUCUAAAUAGUACACACGCAAAUGCUCUUCCUCAAGGAGAUUUAGAAAAGUUACAACAUAUAUUAUCAAUGAAGUCUAUGAAAGAUUCUGAUCGUCAAGUUGCAAUUGAGAUCUGUCUUAAUGUACUGGAUCGCUUUAGUCUAUCUGAACGAUUUCCUGCGCUAGAUGCUUUACGGUUAUUAGCGAUUGACUGUCCACAGCAUCUAUGUGCAGUCCUUUUGGAAGUUUUUGCUCAGCUUGCCCAAUCAAUUACAGUCACCGGAAAAUUUGAGUCAAUUAAUAGCAUGUUGACACUACGGGGCCUAGCUAAUAUUGUUUCAAAUGUUUCAUCUGAAGAAGACAUAACAAAAUUAGCCAACAGCUUAUAUAAGACCGUACCGGGAGCCGAAUAUUCAAAAGAUUACAAAGUUGCCUUUGCGACGCUCGCCAUGAACCUUUCUGUGUUAUAUACCAAAAAAAGUCUUGAGGAAGCAGCGAUUGAGAUUCUACCGGUGUUGACAAACUUCUUAGCUGCAGAUUCUUCUGAGAGUGAAUCCUGUUACCGGGCUGUUAUGGCAUUGGGUAGUUUGUGUACGCUUUCAAACGUUGCCAUAGCAGCAUCGCAAGUUUAUGAUGUUCGAAAAACUGUAGAAAAAAUUUCAAAAGCAUUUUCUCAAGAGUCCCGUUUCCAGGAAGCAAAGGAUCAGUUCUGUUCGCUCUUGGAUAAGGUGACUUAAAAGCGGUAUACUUUCUAUAUAAUGCUAAUGAUAUUUUUAGUUCAACUUGUUGACUAUAUUGUGAUUACACUUGUUCUUCAUAGAUACUUUAUUAUGAACUUACUCAGUGCUCUGCUACUUCUUUUAUAUAAUCGCAUUCACGACAUUAUCUCUUACGGUUGUUAGUCAAAUUUCUUCUUUCACUUCAACUAUUUAUAUUCUUUAUGCCAUUUUAUUUCUUUUUAACCUUUCUUCCAGUUCUUUCGUAAAUUAUUAUUUUGUUUAACGAUAGUACAAUUAAUAUCACUAUUUAUCUAGUAUCCCAAUUUGAAGUUAAACCUGAAGUUGUCUUUCUCA